GCAAGCGCGAGUGACAACGAGGACCUGUUUUGCGCGCCAUCAUGAAGUUUUGCCUCGUUGCCCUGGCCGGCCUCGUGGCCGUGGCCGUGGCCAACCCUGCUAGCAGCGGCGCACUCAACGACCGGGUGAACAAGUUUCAGCGCAUCCGAAUUCAUCCCGACCAGGUGACGACGCCGUCCCGCUACACGCGUGAUCUCACCCCCAAGACCCGUAGCUUUUCCCUCAACAUUCCCGUCUACGAUGAGGAGCUGACCUUGAUCGUCCAGCCCAAUACCGAGCUUUUCUCCGAUCGCGUACAAAUCAUCGAAGUCCAUGAGGAGGGUGAGCGCCCCUACAGCCUCGACCACCUCUCCUUCUACCGUGGCUACGUUGCCCAAUAUCCAGAUGCCUCCCACCUCCACCUUCGCGUCGACAAGAACGGCUCGUGCUUUGCACAGAUCAUCACCCCCACGGAGAUGUACGCUGUCGAACCGGCUGCCUGGCACUUUGACAACGCCCAGCACGACGAGCACGUCGUCUACCGCCUCUCCGACCACGUCAACCCCGUGAGCCCCAACCACUCCUCGUGCAAGGUCAUGACCUUUGACGGCCCCGAAGACCCCGAGGCCGCCAAACCCGUCCCCUUCUUCCGCAACAACACCACUACGCGCCACCGCCGCGAUCCCUUUGACAACUCGCGCACGGCCUGCGACGUGGCCGUCAUUGCCGACCGCAACUUUUACACCAGCAGCAGCGACGGCGACAGCGAUAUCGGUCGCACCGUCGAACUCCUCGUCAGCUCCUUCAGCAAUGUCCAGCAACUCUACGAGGACAACAACAUUGAAGCUGAUGGCGUUUUCGUUGGCAUCAAGAUUGGCCGCAUCGAGGUCAUCACUUCUAGCUCUGAUCAGCGCUUUGUGCUCGAUACUACAUCGGGUGAAGACUUUCUGCACAACUUUGCCGGCGAAAACUGGGAAGACUAUUGCCUGGCCCAUCUCGUCACCCACCAAGAGUUCUCGGAUGGUCUCCUCGGUCUCGCCUACCUCGGCCGUGCCGACUCGACCCCUGGCGGCAUCUGCCAGAAAAAGUCUAGCAAUGUGUACACCAAUACGGCCUUCAGCACAACGCUCAACUAUGGCUCCGCAGUGCCUGAACUGACCCAUUGGCUCGUCAUUGCCCAUGAGAUCGGUCACAACUUUGGUAGCACCCACGAUGAUCCCUCCGGCAGUGCCAAUGGCGAGUAUCUCAUGUACCCCGUCUCGGUCGACGGAUCUGAGUCGAACAACUUCCUUUUCUCACCCGAGUCCAAGAGUCUCAUGACGGCCGUAGUUGAGGCCAAGGGCGGUUGCUUUGUCGACAGCGAUGCCUCCAUUUGCGGUAAUCUGGUGCAGGAAGGUGAUGAGGAGUGCGAUUGUGGUACUGCCUCUGGUUGUCCUGCAGCAGAUGAGUGCUGCAACGUGUUCUCCCAAGGCAGCGCCGACAACUGCAAUUUGCGAGCUGGCAAGCAGUGCUCGCCGUUCCACACCGUCAAUGGCGCCUGCUGCAAGUCCGACUGCAGCUUCCAGAAUGAUGGCUUUGUCUGCCGCGAAGAAAGCCAGUGUGUUCGUGAAGCCACCUGCACGACUGGAGAAUGCCCCGCAGCUGAUUAUUAUGUCGAGUCCACCUACUGUAGCGCUUCUUACAAGGACAAAAUGUGCUCUGAAACCGGCAGUGGUGACACCACUCGCUGCACGCUCUCCAUCUGUGACGCAUUCGGUCUUGAGGAGGGCUUUUUCAGCACGGAGAACCAGUGCAAGGUUUCAUGCGUGGAAGACGGUGAGGUCAAGCUGUUGGAGAACGUCAACGCGGCCCUUGCCUACAACCCGACCCUGCGUUCCGGCUCUUCCGACGCCGGCUUUUCCAAGCAAAGCCUGGACCGCAGCCCUGGCUCCAAGUGCAACUACGUGGGUGACAACGGCGAUGUUCGUAUUGGUGUCUGCACAACCGAAGGCAACUGUGAAUCAGCUGAAGGUGGCCGCACGGCUUUUGACGAUGUGGAGAAGUUUUUGCGCAAUCUCUCCGUGGAUGACAUUUUGAAUUGGGCCCUGCGCACCGAUGCCUACAUUCCCAACUAUGGCUGGCUUUUGAUUGGCUUGGGUGUAUUGGCUCUCUUGAUUGGCCUGCUGUGCCAUUGCUCCAAUAAGAAAGACUCGGGCCGUGGCAUCAAGGGCUAAACCGCGUCCAUCACAUUUAUCAUGGGAUUGUCUUGCUGUGUACUGACAUUUAAAAUGAUUGUUACCACCUUUGUUUCUCCUACAUUGUUGUGCCUCAUUGCACUCUGAUGCGAGUUGUUGAUGCAACGUCUGGUGCGCUCUGAGUCGACAUGUGAAUCAGAGUACAGAAAAGCAUGGCUACCCAGAUGGGAACAGGGCGUUUCUCGUUCGGGUUUUGAGCUCCCACCACGAGAUGACCCUGACUCACAGCGCGAAAGUGAGAGCCCAACAUAAAAAGUUGGGUGUCAUAUGGAUGAGUUCGCCUGAAGGGGGCAGCCUGCUUGUUGGCUCUUGUCUACACGCACUUUUUAACCCCAACAGAUGCUAGAUGAAUUGAAACACAUUGCAUUGC
Molecule: messenger RNA, 2583 nt
Organism: Monosiga brevicollis MX1
Lineage: Eukaryota; Choanoflagellata; Craspedida; Salpingoecidae
Exons: 14
Coding region: 42-2192 (716 amino acids)
Biological process (GO): Notch signaling pathway; membrane protein ectodomain proteolysis
Cellular component (GO): plasma membrane
Molecular function (GO): metalloendopeptidase activity
Source: RefSeq, a predicted model, not a curated record